GGCCUUCUGAUAAUGUAAUAACUCGGAAGUCAGACAAACGUAGAGCAAGUGUAUUGGCCGGCAAGCACGCCAUGGAUUCGACUCAAGCCUGGCCGUUCCAUCAGUUUAGUGAACACGCGGAUACAGGUCGUCCCGAAUCUGCAAAGCCCGCAAAAGACGAAAAGUUUCAUGUGAGCGAAAGUAUGAAGCAAUUGCUCAGACUGCCAAGUGAUGACGACUGGGAUGGGGAAGCCCCGCCCUACGUCACAACCGUUGGCAGACCGGUGAAUGUAAACAACCAUAUCGUACUGGUGGGAAAGUUUAAAAACCCCGACGGUACAGUCAGAAAAGCAGUUGUGCUUGGGACGUUGCACGCAAAACCAGUGGAGCAUGUCGGGUCAGGUGACUCAGUGAUGACGUUGCCAUCUGACAUGAUACCGGGUAUUGACCGAACUUUGGCACGAGAGAAAGGUUUUGAAAUUGUGAAUGAAGAUCUUGAGGCUGACGCAGUUGACGGUGAGUAUGGGGAACCACCGAAGUUGAGAUUCAUUGUACCGUUCCGUAAUCUGAUGCGAAAAGUACGGAACCGUUUCCGACCAAGAAGCCGGAAGUGGCUUUCCGAUAGUGGGAUUAGUACAAACUAUGAAGUGAAUAUUGAAGAUGAAAUAGAAGAGAAUGUUGCACAAAAAGAAGAAGGCGCGUUUGAGAGUGGAUUUGAAUCAGAGGACGAAACAGAUGAAGAGAUUUCGCUUUCUAAGUUGGAUAUGUCUCUUCCGUUGGUAAUUGGGCGUGGCAAGCGUAGGAGCACCAAAACGUUGUGUCCGAAACCCGAGACAUGUCCGUAUGAAACAUUGAAUAAUACCCUGAACGUAAUUCCCACUUUGGAAAGUAAACCGCCAUCCAGAGGCAAAGUGUGGAAGAAAUAUAACGAGUUGUUGACGGAGAUAAAUAAAGAAACAGAAAAAGACAAAGAAGAAUGGACGAAGACGGUUGAUAUCCCUGCGAAACCGACGUAUGAUUUGACCAUUGAUCAGAUAACUUGCGAAGCCGAAAUAGAAAGAGAAAAUCGAACCAUUAAAAAUGGGUUAAGGAAUCUACGUGAUUGUGCGAGUGUUUCUUCCAAUGAGUCAGUAUGUAGGUACUCGGGUGGCUUUUUCGAUGGAAAUGGUGGAGUUCACAAUCGACCGCCUGCGGACAAAUCUUACUACUCUUACAACACCAACAGUAAGUUUUAUAAAAAGCUGGUCGGAGUCGUAAAGGGAUGGGUUGAGGUUGGGGCUCGUGGGUUAAGGGGUAAGAAUAAUCUACAAGAUGCUGAGAACAUCUACGACGAUGUAGCGACGGAAUCUAUUAUUCAAGCGUACGAUGCGGGGCAGGAGUUAUUUGGUGGGCAGUACAGUGAAUCAAGGGAAAGUACGGAAGAAGAAUCGACGGAGGAUUAUAGUGGUACUACCGAAACACCGACCCUGGAUGGCGAGUCCUCUUCUCUAACAAACGAUUCUUCAAAGACAUCAGAGACAACUGAGUCUUCUUCUUCGUCCAAUUCCAAAGAUACGUCUACCUCUACCGAUUCAACAUCUCACAGUGAGAGUUCAAGUGAGGUUAUUUCGACAAAGAAAAGCAGUCUUUCUGUUGCGACCUCAAACGAACAGUCGUCGCAAUCGUCGGCUGCGAACAGCACGCCAAUUGUUUCCAGCGAUCAGUCAAGUGAGUCCCAUCAAACAGAUUCGGGCUCAAGCAGUCAAAAGUCUACCACCGUAGGUGCCAGUUUAACAAAACCAAUCAGCGACAGUUCGAGCAGAUCCAAAUCAACUAGUGCUGUUUCGAAUUCAACAAAUUCAGGCAGUGCGAGUUCGAAAACUACAAAUUCAGAAAAUGCAAGUUCGAGUACUAACAAAAUCAGACUAGCAAAUCUGCUGAUAGUCGUAGCUCCUCACCAUCGGUUGAGCUUUCAGGUUCUAAUAAAACGACCAGCAAAUCUGCUGCUUCUGAUGACAAAACAUCUGAAAAAACUGAGACGGCCUCUCGCCACAGCAAACUAGCAUCAGGGUCUA
This is a messenger RNA of Ciona intestinalis (vase tunicate), 2033 nucleotides long. Lineage: Eukaryota; Metazoa; Chordata; Ascidiacea; Phlebobranchia; Cionidae. The record is from RefSeq and is a predicted model, not a curated record.